Messenger RNA from Schizosaccharomyces japonicus yFS275, 2329 nucleotides. Its product is annotated as RNA-binding protein. Gene Ontology annotation, molecular function: nucleic acid binding; RNA binding. Lineage: Eukaryota; Fungi; Ascomycota; Schizosaccharomycetes; Schizosaccharomycetales; Schizosaccharomycetaceae. Gene Ontology annotation, cellular component: protein aggregate center. The transcript has 7 exons. The record is from RefSeq and is a predicted model, not a curated record. Bases 68 to 1675 code for a protein of 535 amino acids.
AGCAUAUUCUCCACCAUCCUCCGAGAAGAACAAUUCCUUAGCCAAGUACCUCAUAAACAAUUCACUUAUGUCGGGUACAACAGAAUGGAAUGGUACCACUCAGAGUAGUGUGUAUAUGCCUGAUAUGUCGUACAUGCAGACCGGUGCAUAUUCGUCGUCUGCUGGCGCGAGAGAUCGUUCCCGGUCUCCCAGACGUCGCGAUGCGGGUGAUCGCGGGGAUAGAGAUCGCGAUUUUUUAAGAAGAAGAGACGAAAACCCUGCAGAUAGCAAGUAUCCCGAGAAGGAUCCAGAGUUGCUGCUUGGAAAACAACACACUCAACAAGACCGACGUGUUUACGUCGGAAACUUGCCCUAUCAAAUUCGUUGGAAUGAAUUGAAGGACUUUAUGCGUCAAGCUGGCCAUGUUUUGUACGCAGAAAUUCUAGAGUUGCCAAACGGAUUAUCAAAAGGCUGUGGAAUUGUCGAGUAUUCUACUCGUGAUGAAGCCAGAAGAGCAGUCGCAAUGCUCAGUAAUCAAAAAUUGAUGGGUCGUCUAAUUUACGUUCGAGAGGAUCGUGAACAGGAACCCAAGUUUAGUGGUACUGGAAUAAAUUCCGAAGUCAGAAGAAGCGAGGGAAUGGGCGGAGAAGAUGAAUCUUCAAGACAACUGUUUGUUGGUAAUUUACCUUACAGUGUCCGGUGGCAGGAUUUGAAGGAUUUGUUUCGGAAAGCCGGCAAUGUUGUUCGUGCUGAUGUGCAAAUGAACCAUGAGGGACGUUCUCGUGGCAAUGGUAUAGUGUUGAUGGAAACUGUACAGGAAGCUCAAAUGGCUAUUCGUAUGUUUGACAGUACGGACUUUAUGGGACGGAUGAUUGAGGUUCGUUUGGAUCGCUUUGCGCGAGGAGGCGGUCGUUCUGGAAUGGCAUUUUCUGGGCCACCUGCUGGAGCAUAUGGAGCAGGCCCUGCUGCCGCCGCUCCUUAUAUGGGACAGUAUGGGGGCCCUGCCGGAUACAAUGCCGGUCCAAAUGACUUUGUCGAUCGAGCAUAUGCGAAUGGCCCUCCCUCUCCAAUCAUUCAUAUUGGAAACCUUCCCUGGCUUACGGUUGAUCAAGAUUUGCUGGACUUGUUUAACUCAUUCGGUAAAAUUGAAAGAGCCGCUAUUGCCUAUGAGCCUAGCGGCCGUUCUCGCGGUUUUGGCGUUGUCCAAUUUCAAACAACGCCGGAGGCUGCUUCAGCUAUAGAAAAGUUAAAUGGUUAUGUUUACGGUAACAGACCCCUUCAAAUUUCAUAUGCUCGCUAUAACACACCGUAUUUCGCUCCUCCAACAUCAGAUGGGCCUGCCGCUGCUUCUAUGCCUUUGCCAACUGGUCCGCGGAUGGGUGCUGCAGCUGGCUAUACUCCGGCUGAUCUUUCUGCAGCUCCGACGGUGCCUUCCUUAUCUGCACUCCCUCGGGCGAAUUCGUUGCCAUUAGGCGCAUCGCCAACAGCUUCGACAUCCUCGUUGCCGUCAAUGGCCCCAGCACCAACGUCUACAACAACUUCGGCACCGUCAACAGCAUCUGCAGUUCCGUAUGCCGACCUUUUGACCAAAGUUCUUCCCCCUACGGAUGCGAGUGCUGCACUUGAGCUGUUAAAUUCCAUACAAAAACAACAACAGGAGCAACCCCGUGAUGAGGCCUCAAAAACUGAACCCUGAUUGCAUUGAACUCCGUUUCAUGCGUGCUUCAAUCAAUUGGGCUUCCUCCUUGAGAGCAUGAUGAGAAAAACACUAGGAAGGCAAAAGUCAUCAAACUCUAUGUCUUCAUAAAACGCAUUUCCUCUUUCAACACUGCGCUGUGACCCGGACAUAUUAUUUUCUAUGUACAAUUUUACGCAUAUGUAUUCCAAUCUUUUUCUGUUUUUAUAGGUUUUAUUUGUCUCUAUUAAUGGCAACCGUUCUGACCGUUUAAUUCGUUACAAGUCUUUGCUGUCUAUCUUCUUUCAAUGUUGAUGAAUGGAAAGGGACACUAUGGUUGAGCAAGCAUCACAAGUAUCGUAACGUUGUUGUAAAGCGGCUUCCUCAUUCGUUUUUUUUACAUUUUUUUAUACGUACAUAUAGCUGUUUCUGGCCCUAUUCUUCUACGAAGCUAACAGCUAAUACAAGUCAAUUGUAUGUGUACGUAUGUUGUAAUUUCAAGUUAAAUUAAACUAGUUGAUUGUUAUCCACGGAUAUUUGUUUGUCCUUAAGUUAAAGUUUUAGUAACAACUAAAUAAAUAUUAUGUACUUUCUGUUGCGAUGCAUUGGGACUGUGAAGUUCCUUAUAAGAUAUGAUAUACUUAUACGGCACAUCGCUGAGUGAGUUACCCGAUU